AUCYACCAAGACUCACCCUGGCCCAGUUGUACAUUUAAGUGACAGCCCAAGAGACGAGGGAAAACUGUUGAUAGGCUAUGAAAAUGGGACUAUUGUGUUCUGGGAUUUACGAUCUAAAAGAGCUGAUCUGAGGGCUUAUUAUGAUGAGGCUAUUCAUUCUGUUGCUUGGCAUCAUGAAGGGAAACAGUUCAUGUGUAGUCACUCUGAUGGCAGYUUGACCCUAUGGAAUCUGAAAAGCCCUAACAGACCAUUCCAGACCACAAUUCCACACGGAAAAGUUCAAAGAGAUGGAAAAAAACCUGAGUCGUGUAAACCAAUUCUUAAAGUAGAGUACAAGACCUGUAAAAACAGUGAACCAUUUGUGAUAUUUUCUGGUGGAUUGUCCUAUGAUAAGCCUUGUCGAAGACCAAGUUUAACAAUCAUGCAUGGGAAAGCAAUUACAGUUCUUGAAAUGGAUCAUCCCAUAGUUGAUUUUUUAACUCUUUGUGAAACCCCGUAUCCAAAUGAAUUUCAAGAACCCUAUGCUGUGGUUGUGCUUUUGGAAAAAGAUCUCAUUGUUGUUGAUCUGACACAAAGCAAUUUUCCAAUCUUUGAAAAUCCAUAUCCUAUUGACAUUCAUGAGUCACCUGUUACCUGCACAGAAUAUUUUGCGGACUGUCCUCCAGAUUUGAUCCCUGUACUCUAUUCUGUAGGAGCAAAACAUAAAAAGCAAGGAUACAGCAAUAAGGAGUGGCCUAUCAGUGGUGGAGCAUGGAACCUGGGAGCUCAGACAUAUCCUGAAAUCAUUAUUACAGGCCAUGCAGAUGGAUCAGUAAAAUUUUGGGAUGCUUCUGCCAUUACUCUACAGAUGUUGUACAAAUUAAAAACAUCAAAGGUCUUUGAAAAACAGAAAGCAGGAGAAGGCAAAGCAACAGCUGAGAUUGURGAAGAAGAUCCUUUUGCUGUUCAGAUGAUGUACUGGUGUCCUGAAAGCAGAAUUUUCUGUGUGGCUGGAGUUUCUGCAUAUGUGAUUGUUUACAGGUUCAGCAAACAUGAAGUAAAUACUGAAAUUACAUCUCUAGAGGUACGACUUCAAUGUGAAGUAGAAGACAUCAUUACUCCUGAACCAGAAACAAAUCCUCCAUUUCCAGAUGCCUCCUCCCAGCUUCCUUCUUUAAAGAGUCUUUCAGGCAGUACCAACACUGUGGCAUGUGAAGGAACAAUGAAGGAUAGCAUCCCAUGUCUUAGUGUGAAGGCUCGACCUGUGCGGAUGCCUCCUGGCUACCAGGCAGAUCUUGUUAUCCAGCUGGUGUGGGUGGAUGGUGAACCUCCACAACAAAUUACCAGUCUUGCUGUAAAUUCUGCUUAUGGACUAGUGGCAUUUGGGAACUGCAAUGGUUUGGCUGUGGUGGAUUUCAUGCAGAAGACAGUUCUGCUGAGCAUGGGCACCCUGGAGCUCUACGGAUCCAGCGAUCCCUACCAACGUCAACCCCGCUCACCGCGCAAGAGCCGCCAGUUUGCUGCAGACAACUUUUGCAUGCGUGGCCUGUCUAACUUUUAUCCAGAUUUAACGAAACGGAUCCGUACUUCCUAUCAGA
This is a messenger RNA of Malurus melanocephalus (red-backed fairy wren), 1577 nucleotides long. Its product is annotated as syntaxin-binding protein 5-like. The annotation marks the transcript as partial. The record is from RefSeq and is a predicted model, not a curated record. The transcript has 14 exons. Gene Ontology annotation, biological process: regulation of exocytosis; regulation of protein secretion. Gene Ontology annotation, cellular component: cytoplasm; SNARE complex; plasma membrane. Gene Ontology annotation, molecular function: syntaxin binding; GTPase activator activity; myosin II binding. Lineage: Eukaryota; Metazoa; Chordata; Aves; Passeriformes; Maluridae.